Messenger RNA from Girardinichthys multiradiatus, 1044 nucleotides. RefSeq names its product iron-sulfur cluster assembly scaffold protein IscU-like. Gene Ontology annotation, biological process: intracellular iron ion homeostasis; iron-sulfur cluster assembly. Gene Ontology annotation, molecular function: 2 iron, 2 sulfur cluster binding; ferrous iron binding. Bases 77 to 574 code for a protein of 165 amino acids. The record is from RefSeq and is a predicted model, not a curated record. Gene Ontology annotation, cellular component: mitochondrial matrix; cytoplasm. The transcript has 5 exons. Lineage: Eukaryota; Metazoa; Chordata; Actinopteri; Cyprinodontiformes; Goodeidae.
AAGCGCUCCCCUCUCUUCCUCAGCGCUGGUUUCUCGAGUUGCUGUCCGGUUGCGUUAAGUGCGUCAUUAGGUUAACAUGGCGAGUACAGUGGUGAAGAAGUGUCUCAGUCCUCUGUCUUUAAUCACUCGGAGGCUUUCAGCUCCUGAAUUCAUCACUCAGUGCUGCUACCACAAGAAGGUGGUGGAUCAUUAUGAGAACCCAAGAAAUGUGGGAUCACUGGACAAAAACUCCAAGAAAGUUGGAACUGGCUUGGUGGGGGCCCCGGCUUGUGGAGAUGUAAUGAAGCUUCAGAUUGAGGUGGAUGACCAAGGGAAGAUUGUGGAUGCUAGGUUCAAAACCUUUGGCUGCGGCUCUGCCAUCGCUUCCAGCUCUCUGGCAACUGAGUGGGUGAAAGGCAAAACGCUGGAUGAGGCUCUGGAGAUAAAGAACACCGAUAUUGCCAAGGAGCUCAGUCUUCCCCCUGUUAAACUGCACUGCUCCAUGCUUGCAGAGGAUGCCAUCAAAGCGGCCCUUGCAGACUAUCGCCUCAAGCAACACGACGACCAGCAGGAGGCAGUCAGAGCCAGCAACUAAACAGAGCACUCCUACUUUGAGCAGGAUGCCGGCUGCUUCCUGUUCAAAACAAGUAAAAUAGCAACAGUCCCCUAUUUCUGUUUCAUUUUCCAGCAGUAAUAAUGAUAAACACACGCUGGUCAACCCCUUAUAGAACUGUUACACAAGGCUUUCUGUGUUAGUCUUUGGUCCUCUUACCUCGUCUCUGCAUGUUUUAGCCUGUCAUGUAAACGCACAAUGUACUAUUUGGGUUGGUGGUACAAAGCUGAGCCUUAAGCUUUUUGAGAUUACGUUUGGUUUUCAGAUCGUGUUCCGGCGGAGUGUUUAUUUUGAAAGUUGUGAUGGAGAUCUAUGCAGAAGGCUUCACUGACUGAUUUUACAAUUAAGUGGAUUGAAAUGGUAAAAAAGGGGCUCCAGUAGUUUUAAGUGUAAUAUAUUAUGUUCAUAAAUGCUUCCUGAAAGCCUGUAAUAAAAAUAUUUUGCAUCAUGAA